GUCCAAAGGGCCCACGCCGACGCGCCUGCUGUCACGCGGAGUCGUUCUGCUCACGGCGCCCGACACCCCUUUCCCUCGCUGGCCUGUUAAUAAAAAUGAUACUAGUAUGCCCACACUUAAAACAGCCGACACCUGUUCUAGAAGACGUCGAGCAUUCAUGUGACAGUAGCGGGCUUGCGGCAGCAUCCCGUGGAUGCAUUAGGCGUUGGGCCCUCGUACCGAUUCUUGCGGGGCAAGCUCGAUACCCCGGCCGGCUCUGCCUGUGAUGCCAAAGUUUAUCUGUGCUUAACCUAACAGCAACGCGACAACUACUCGCGGGCCAGAAAUGCUUCUCGUCCGCUGCGACUGUGAAUAAAGUUCGUUGUGUUGACAGCCCGCGACUAAACCAAAGUUCGGAGGUUGAAAACGCCUGAGCCACUCGCUCGCUUCUUGUAUUAAUGGCUUCACAGGGCGUUUUAGCUCCCUUCAGCCAUAGCCUGGGCUGCGGACCGACAUUUGUAGCCUGUCGCGGUUUGUCCGCGCGCGUGCUCUGCAGUCAUGGCGCCCAAGCAGCUUCUGUCUUUGUGGCUUGUCAGUGCACUGGCUGCAAACGCAAGAGCGAGUCCACUCUCGCGGUCGCCAUGUCGCUCGCGGACUUCAUCUCGCACAGCGGCGCCGGCGCGGCUUCGGAGCUCAGCAUCAUGCAAUCGACAUCAGAUGGUGACACCAGCACAACAGCGCUAGAGAUCCAGACAUCCUCGCCCUUCAUGUUAUGGCUGCGCGACGCCAGCGAGCGCAUGGGUGGCCACGGGCUCAGGCGCCGGCAGCUCAAUGUGCUGUGGUGGAACGGCGCCGCCACCGAAGCUGAGGCCGCGGCGGCCGCCGCCAAGGGCGACGCCAAGGCCCGCCGCGACGCCAGCGCCGCCGCCCUCGCGCGCGACCCCAUCGCCGCGCGCGCCGCCGCCGAGGCCGCCGGUGCCGCUGCCUACAAGGGAUACGGCACGUGGCGAGCCGCCACCAUCCGCGGCUACGACCCCAAAACCUGCCGGUUCGAGGUCAAGUUCCACGAUGAGCCCAAGCGCUCCCACGCCUACCUAUGGCUGCCGCUCACCGUCGCGCACUACGCGCGCAACCCCCCUUCCUCCAACGAGACCCUCCGAUGCACCCCGGAGCCAGUUAUCGGCACCGCCGCCGCCAACGAAGGCGACAGCGACCGCGCGGCGGCGGCGGCGGCAGCCUCUGGCUACGGCGGCGCCGCCGCCGCCGGCGCAAAGCGUGACCGCGGCGGCACCGCGUCUGCUGCUGUGGCCGCAGUUGGGGAUGAGGCGGAAAUGGGGCAGGAAGAGCAGGGGCAGGACCAGGACGAGGGGGAUGACGAGUGGCUGCUGGUGGCAGACGUGGGCCGCCGCCGCGCCACCCACGACCCCAAGCGCGCGCGCAGCAGCAUCGCCGCCGCUGCCGACGUCGUGUCCGCCGCGUCGGCGGCCGUGGCAUCGCCGCAGCCGCAGCCGCAGCCGCAGCCGCCGCCGCAGCAGCAGCAGCAGCAACAGCCGCAGCAGCACCACCACCACCACGUGUACUACCAGCAGCAGCCGGCGGCGGCGGCGCGGCUGCAGCGGCAGCAGUCGUCAUCAGCACCGGUGCCGCCGCCGCCGCCGCCGGUGCGGUUCACUGCGUCAAGCGACGGAACCGACCGCACGGCGGCUGCGGCUGCUACUGCCGCCGCCUCCGCCAGCGGCUAUGCGGUCUUCAUGGCCAGCGGCAGUAGCUCGCGCCCAAGCACGGAGCCCGCGUCUCCCGCCAAAAUGACCGGAGCUGCUGGCAUCACGGGCGCCGCCGCCAGCACCGCCGCAGGUGCCGGCGCGGCUUUCGCUGCAGUCGUCGGCGCUCCUGCCGCGGCGCCGAUGGUGGCAGCUGUUGUUGUCCAUGACCGCGGCUCGGGAACCUUUGGAACCGGGUUUGAGAGAAUGAGCAACAGCAGCAGCUACGGAAGCACUGGUGGCUAUGGCUGCUACAGCUCUCCCGCACUGCCUAUGGCUGCAGCGGUGCCGCCGCCGCCGCAGACGCUGUUGCUGCCGGUGCCCGCCAGCGGCUUCCUACCGCAGCUGCCGCAGCUGCCGCAGCUGCCGCAGCUGCCACGGCUGCUGCUGCAGCCGACCCCGUCUGCAGUCGCCGCUGCCGCUGCUGCUGCCGCUGCCGCUGCUCCGUCGGUGCCCUCUGGCAGCGGAGGGGACAUCUUUGAACGAAGCAGCACCUGCAGCAGUGUGUCUGGCUCGGGAUUCCUACCUGUGCCACCCGCCGCCGUCAUUGCUACAACCACCGCCUUCACCGCGGCGACUGCUGGCACGCCCUUCUGGCCCGCCGCUACUGCCGCCGCCGCCACUGCCGCUACAGCCGCUGAUGACGGGCCGCUGCUGGUGUCCCGUCAGCGCACCCACAGCCGCAACAGCAUGCUGGCGGCGGCGGCGGCGGCGGCGGCUGGCGGCAGUAGCCGCGACGACGACGAAUGCAGCGGCUACAGCAGCGGCUGUAGCAGCGGCGGCUGCGCCCCCGGCGCCUGCUGCGGCUACUGCCGUCGUCAUGUAUCGCCGGUGCCGCUGCUGCCGCACACUGCUGCUGGCGCUACGGCUGCGGCGGGUGCGCCUAUGGCCUACGCCCACGCUUUUCCGCAGCAGCAGCAGCAACAGCAGCAGGCGGCGGCGGUGGCGGCGGCCGGCGCCCAAUACCCGCAGUUCCAAAAGCCGGCGGGCACGGCUGCUGGUGGCGCCAAUGCCGCCACCGACUUUGAGACUCUGUACGCUGACUUGUGCAACAGCGACUGGCCGUUUCUCCGCGAGCAAAACGCCGCCAUGCCUGCCACUGGGCUGGUGCUCCACAACGCGACCACGAACUUCGCCAGCAACACAAGGAGCAGCAGCAGCCACAUUGCUGCUGCUGCUGCUGCUGCGGCUGCUGCUGAUGCUGGCUGCUACAGCCUCGGCGGCGGCAGUGGCGGCAACGGCCACGGCGCCGCCGCAGCGUCCUCCGCGGCCGUCGCUGUCACUGCUACUGCUGGCACCACCACCACCGCCGGCUACCACCCACCCAGCAGCAUGCAACAACUGCAGCUGCAGCAGCAGCUGCACUUCUGGCACCAGCAGCACCAGCACCCGCACCCACAGCACCACCAUCAGUCAUCAGUGGUGCUCCAGCACCCUGCAGCAGCAGUGCUCCUGCGGACGGCGGCUCCUCCUCACGUGAUGGCGCCCGGCGUCCCUGCCGCUGCCGCUGCCGUUCCUGCAGCUGCUACAGCCGUUGGCGGCGGCGACACCGCGGCGGCGCCCGCCGCCGCCCCCGAUCACGGCAAUCUCCACGAGCUCUGGGCCGAUUGGAUGGCUGAGCCGCCGCUGCCGCUGCCGUCGCAGCUGCAGCAACAGCCGCCGCCGGCGGCGGCGGCGGCGGCUACUGCCGCGGCUGCUGCUGCUGCGACGGCUGCGCCUGGCCUUGACACCGCCAGCGGCGCCGGCGGCGGUAGCGGUCUGCUGUUCGUGCACCCGGCGUUGAUCGCGGCCUACUCGGUGUCGGCACCGCCGCCGCCGCCGCCGCCGCUGCCCAGCAGCUACUGCGUCUAAAACCGCGGCGGCGGCGUCCGCCGAUACGGCGAGCCGCCCGCUCUGCUACCGCCCACAGCACGCAGCAGCAGCUGUCGCCGCAAUGCCGCAAUGCUGCGGCUAGCUGCACGGCAGAAGUCGUGGCCGACAAGGCCGCAGCCUCUUCGGCCGCGGCUGACGGCAGCCACCUAGUUGCAACCAAGUAAGCGCAAUGCUGCUGUGCCUGCGCCAGCUAGCCGCCGCCGGCGGCGGUUGCGUGCCAAGGAGUGCGGCCAGAUUGGUAGGCUACGCGACUUCCAGUCAUCGCCUAGCCUCAGCAUCAACAUACCAGUCAUCUUCAUGUUAUUGCGAAGACGCUGUGCAUUGAUCCCAAGCAACUCGAGUGGCGGAUUUGGAUUUUGUGUGGGAUUGAUGAUUGCGCGCUUGGCUGCCAGAGUAGUACGACUGGAUGGCAAUCCGACUGUAUGGCAUGCAGCGGCUGCUGGAUUGGUGCGUGCCAAUGGCGGGCCGCGUGUAAGGCGGACCGCCUUACUUCUUUCAAGCAAGGUCCCGUGGCCUAACGAACCUCGUCCUCCUUCGGGCGGUAGGCGGCUCCGCUGGCUCGCCCAAUGCAUGCAGGGCGUUGCGCUUUCUGUUUGUUUCCCUGCGGAGCGGCUUAUUAGCAGAUGCAUGGCAGGCUAAUUUGCGCGGCAGCCCGGUGGUUGGUCCGGUCGGCGUAGUAAAGUAAGCACGCGUAGUAAGGCAUAAAAUAUCAUAUGAGAGAAUGGGGCCGCAUGUACGUGGGCCGCGGCAUACAGUUUAUUUCUGAGUAGUAAUAAUAACAAUGCAUUCUUCACCAACUGAAUGCGGGGCCGAGUAUUAUUUCUUUCCGAUGACGCGCAUUGGCGGGAGGUAACAAUGGAACGGCCCAGUGCUAGAUCGGGUGAAGUACAUCAGUUGUUGACGGUACUUUUCGGCGCGUGACACUGGAUGGGUGUGUGCGAAAGUUUGGCUGGUAGAGUUAUUGCGAAGGAGUACCAGCAUGGGUUUUAUUCUUGGUUGGUCAUCAGAGCAGUACGGUACCCCAUGCUCAUCUGGGCAGCUCUUUAUUAGUAUUGAAGUUGCAUCGGCCCCUUGUUUGGAUUUGUUGCCAAGGCAGAUCGAGGGGAGCGAGGUAGGGACCUUGGUGCGUGAUAACUUGCGGCGGCAGCGGCGGCACGCACGCACCCUGAAUGCGGCGGGGUUUGGUUGGUUGAAACAAGUGGCUUUGGAAAGAUGAAAGGUUGGCGCACGGAAAGACUUUGCCCACCCAGGCUUUAUUUUAGCAUUCAAGCGUUUGCAUGUACGCAUUUAGCAUUUGAAUUUGCUGGACGUGAGCUCGCUCUGCUGCAUCGAGUUGCUUUGUUUAUGCUUGGGACCGUCUCGGCAAGCUUUCCGCCGGUUAUUGUCCCUUAGUCAUUUUGCUUUGUCGUCCGUUUGCAAGAUGACGUUGGCGCAUUCUCGCGGGUGUUUGUUCUUCUGCACGCGGGCGGGGCUCAGGCUUGCACGGGCGGGCGCAAGCUUGCAUGCCUACACACCCGCACGGAGCCGGCUCCGUGCCGGCGGACGGGGGCGGCGGGGCUAGCGGGGCGCACUGUUCCCAGCCAAACACACACGUGUACACGCACACACGGCCGGUCGAGCCGCCCAUUGCAGUCGUUUCUUCAUGCAAGUUUGGUUCUUCUCGCUGUCCGCACUUUUAGUUAAUUGGUUUGUUGUUGGGCAGGCGAGCGAGCGCGUUGGCGGUGAUGCAGCUCAGCAGGUCGGCCGAGGUCGAUAUUAUAAUGUACACGCGCCUUGUACGUUAGUAUGUAGUGAGGAGACGCGUGGGUGAACGGCGAGAAUACUACAAUUUAUGGGGCCGCAAGAGUUGUUGGAGGAGGCAAGGAGUACUGUGCGUGGGCGCAGAGUCGGCGGCGCAAAAGGCGGCGGCGGCAGAGGUGGGCUUUCAUCACAGG
Molecule: messenger RNA, 5545 nt
Organism: Chlamydomonas reinhardtii
Lineage: Eukaryota; Viridiplantae; Chlorophyta; Chlorophyceae; Chlamydomonadales; Chlamydomonadaceae
Exons: 4
Coding region: 621-3590 (989 amino acids)
Biological process (GO): mitotic recombination; double-strand break repair via single-strand annealing; double-strand break repair via homologous recombination
Cellular component (GO): nucleus
Source: RefSeq, a predicted model, not a curated record